AACUGAUUCAUCUGUGAAUGCACAUGAUGACUUACAUGACAUUUGUGCCCUCUUGUUGUUGUUUUUUUUGUGCUGAUUGACCAUUAAAAUGUUGUCUGUGCACUGGAUGAAGGGCAGGCGAAGUGUGGAGAUGAAAAGUGUCGCGAAGGAGUUCUUCUGUCUCACUGAUGAGACAGACCAAGGGAGGGUGAGUGUGUCAAUACGUGGAGCCAGUAUGAGGAGCAGCCACGCUCCUGGACACUGCAAAGGGAGUGAAUCUGUGCUGCGCAGGACUGUGACCUUGGAUUAUAAUGAUGGUGAUGACUAUGAUGAUACAGAGGGAAUCGCUGAACAUACAACAAAACCAGAAGUCACAGAAGAAUGGAUGUCAGUCAUGGGGGCAAAACUCCCAGAGUUACCAGUUCAUAAAAAGGAGACCUCAAGAACGAAAUGUGAGUCUCCAAAAGAAUAUAUUCAGCUCCAAAGUGAUAAAGGGAUGAGUGUACCAGAAACACAGACAAGGAUGAAAGAUCAGGCCAAGAUACUGUUACCACUAAAGCCUUUCAGUGAGGGAUAUGAGGCUGCAUUCCUCAGGGACAGAAUGCGAAGGCUCUGCAGAAGAUCAGGACCUCCUUUCUCGCUGUUCUCCCCUACGGAAAGCCUGGGGGACAUACUGUACAGGAAAACCAAGCAUGUGUUUGACUACACAGUCACGAACAUGAAAGACAAAAAGCCCGAUGUUUCAAGGUGUGGUUCCAAUCUAAACCAAUGUGUUAAACCAGCCCUUCCAGUACGGAAGGGAUUCAAUGUAUCCACAUCUAGGUACAGCCAGAGAAGGGAACAAUCAAUUGAUCAGAUGACGGUGAUCAGAAAAGAUCAUGUCGGUAGGCCUUUACUAAUGCUGAAAGGCAAUGCAAGUCUAACCAACAGUGAUGGAAGCAACAACACGGAUUCAUUUGCUUAUUCACCCAGACUCACAAAGGGUAAACCAUCAACCUCCUCUCAGCCAGGACCUGACACCAGGAUCCCACCAGUAGUAACCAGGAACCAUUCUGACAUCAUCAGAGAGGAAAGAAAGAGGCACUACUACAAAGACCUGUGUCAGCAGGUGGAGGAGAAGAGACAACAAAAAGCGAGGGAGAGGAGAAGGAUUACCACCGCCGAACAAACUCACAAUGAGACAAUGCAGUUCUUCACCUGGGGGAUGCCAGGGAGCGGAGCCCCAAACUACCACCUGGACUCUGUGAGAAGGAACAAGUUCAGUUCCACAGAAAUUAUACCCCAGGAACAGCCCACUAUCGUGCCAUAUGAGGAGUUUGAUGUUAUGGCUGAUAUAAAGGCCAUACGCAAAGCCUGUAAAGGCUUGGGCACUGAUGAACAAGCCAUCAUUGACAUACUGGCUAACCGCUGUGCAGCCCAGCGGAUGGAAAUUAAACAAGCCUAUUUUGAUAAAUAUGACGAUAAGGAGUUGGUGGAUGUGCUGAAGAGUGAGCUGGGGGGGAACUUUGAGAAUGCCGUCCUGGCCAUGCUGGACCCUCCAGUCGUCUAUGCAGUGAAGGAGCUCAGGAGGGCCAUGAAGGGAGCAGGCACUGAUGAGGAUACUCUGGUGGAGAUUCUGUGCACUGCCACAAACGCUGAUAUUCACAUGUUCAAAGAAUGCUACUUUCAGGUGCAUGAACGGGACCUGGAAUCAGAUGUCGAAGGGGACACUAGUGGAGAUGUGAGAAACCUGCUCACUGCUCUUUUACAGGGCACCAGAGAUGAGACUUACGAUGUGGAUGAGGGUCUGGCUGAAGCAGAUGCCACCGCCCUGUUUGAGGCUGGUGAGGGAUGUUUUGGGACGGAUGAAUCCACUUUCAGCUUCGUCCUGGCCAACCGAAACUACCUUCAGCUACAGGCCACCUUCAAGGUGUAUGAGCAGCUCUCUGGAACAGAAAUUCUGGAUGCCAUUGAUAAUGAGGUCUCUGGGACACUGAAGGACUGUUACAUCACACUUGUGAGGGUUGCUAAAAACCCUCAGCUGUAUUUCGCCCGGCGACUGAAUGAAGCCAUGAAAGGAGCAGGCACUGAUGAGGACACCCUCAUCCGCAUCCUUGUAUGCCGCUCUGAGUAUGAUUUGGAGACCAUUAAAGACAUGUACCUGGAGAAGUAUGACAUGUCCCUGAAGGAUGCCAUCAAAUCUGAGUGUGGUGGAGACUUCAAACGUCUCCUGCUGGCUAUCUGCCAUUGAGAGAGCGGCGAGAGAGCAGAGUGCCUGAAAGGGACCGAGGGUGCUGCUGCUCACUCCUGGACAAACUAACACUACUUACAAUCGGUCCUACUGUCCUCAAACAUGCAACAUUCUCGGAUAGGGCAGGGGGUGGAACUGGAGAUAGCUCAAAUCCAGCUGGUUCUGUUCUCCUGAUUUGGCAUUGAUGUCUAGGUUCCCUACAAAAGUGUUAUCAAUAUGUGGCUGCUAUAUUUGAUCUACUUAUCUAAAGGCAGUUGGAUGCUCAUAACAUACCAUGUGGUGUGAUUGGUUUUGAUCGAGAGGAGUGCUAGGACUAGAGACUUACCUUAGACCAGAGCUCCACAUUACCAGUGAAACUUAGUAGCCCUAGUCCUUGAAAUUCUGUUUACUAUGUACAGUUGUGUGACUAGAUCCUAAAUUCUCUUUUCUGCAGUUAAAUUGAAGUUCAGUAGGAUCAGGUGGUUCAGUGCUUGGUAGGAAGGUCAGUCUGCACACAAAAAGGCAUUUGUAGGAACUGGGACAGGGUGUUGCUGGAAGAUUAUGGUUCUGCAUUGUAUUGGACGUAUCUGUCUUCUACAGAUGAGACCUAUUCCAUUGAGCAGUGAUCAUAUUUUUGAGCUUGCAUUUAAAAUGAUCAGCAAACAUUUUGUCCAUGCUUAGUGAGACACCAAUUUGGAUUUGAUCUAUCCAGUGCCAGUACCUUCCACCCCAAACUCCAUCUUCAGUAUUAACAAGUGUUUAUAAACUGUUAGCUAGCUAGUUAUGUGCAAUCUGUCCAUCUACCUUGAAGUUAUAACUUAAAUGAAGGAGAAAUGAAAGUGUCCUUAUGAAGCAAUGGUAUUUUAUAUGACAUGAAUCAAUGCACAUAUAAUUUUGAUAUUAUUUUAAAAUAAUCAACACUACCACUCCAAAGAUAAGUACAUUGUAAUUCUACUGUCUGAUUAAUCUUCACGGUGUUAGUCAAAAACAGUUAUUUAAUUUAAACUAACUAUGUAUUGACUUCAUGCUUCAAUAUGUUGCAAGGGAAACUGCUGUGACAAAUCUUCAAACACCUCAUAAAAUGUUUGUAUUGCAAGACUAACACUAAAACUAUUAACUGCAUUAAGACUGCAGUAUUAUAUAUCAUUCAAAUGUGUUUAAAGUAAAUCUUUAUCCACAAGAAGGUAUUUGAAAAGGUCUCGCAAGGUAUUUGAGAAAAGAUUUAGACUUGUAACUAUGAAGUAUCUAAACUCUUUGAAUAGCAUGGUCUAAAAUGUUACGACCACUGUCACUUCUGUGUCCCAUAAUGGCAGCAGUAUUUUUAACAUAUUCCUAUAUUAGGAAUUAGGUCAUAUUAGAAAGUCCUGUAAUCUCAGCUGAAUAACUUGAGAUAUUUGUAACAUUUUAUAAUGCUGGCUAGGCUACUAUGAAUUCCAUGCAAGAGAGGAUAAUGUCAACAGGUUUCAGACCGUGCACACCUGCCCUUAUGAAAAGAUAUGGAAUAGGGACCAAUAUUUGCCUCUGUAUCAGCAAAAUAUUACAUGCAAAUUACAGAAUAAAAUUGAUCUAAAAUUA
Oncorhynchus kisutch (coho salmon) is the source of this 3763-nucleotide messenger RNA. RefSeq names its product annexin A13. Gene Ontology annotation, cellular component: nucleus; cytoplasm; plasma membrane. The record is from RefSeq and is a predicted model, not a curated record. Bases 89 to 2209 code for a protein of 706 amino acids. Lineage: Eukaryota; Metazoa; Chordata; Actinopteri; Salmoniformes; Salmonidae. Gene Ontology annotation, molecular function: calcium ion binding; phosphatidylserine binding; calcium-dependent phospholipid binding. The transcript is spliced from 23 exons.